CUAGCCUAAAACAUCCAUCACUCUCGUUUAGCGCUUGCCAAUGUCUAGCGUUCAAAAUCCAUAAGUCAUAUAAUUGAGGCCAUGCUGCUGCGCAAUACAGCACCAUUCUUUUGUUCGCAUCACUGGCUGUAAUAUUACUUCAACGCGGUUGAAGUCGUAUCUCCUAAUCCAUAAGAACCCGAGAGGAUAUAUUACAGCAUCGCGAGCAACAAAAGACGAAAGUGGUUCAUGUCAGAAAACGGGAAACUUUCGAGGACUAGGCUAUUUGCCAAAGGAUGGUCCCAAGGAAGAGUUGACACACGAGGCGUGUUUUGUGGAUUUCCCGCCUCCUCACCAACUCAUCUUGCAUGUACUCCUUGUUUUGCUACUGAACGGUCAUUCAGAAUUUCAGACAGUGAUCCCUGCCCAAGAUUAAUUCUGUACGCAAGACACAGCAUACGAUUUUUUCCUGGGAAUGAAUGAUCAUAUUUCCCAACAAUCCUGGCUACGCCCGCCGGAACCUCAAGAGGCUCGGGCUUGCUGUUGCGACUACCCCCGUUCAACUAUACCGGCGCAUAUAGCCAUAUUUUUUACUGCUCCCAUCACAUUCAAAGCCCAUAAUUAUCGACGAGGCGGCAUGCUCACACAUCAUACAGCACCGCCCAGUGUUGCCGAGCUUCCUUUCGCGAAGACUCAAGAGCGCACCGUUGCAGCUGGUGAUCCUGGCCUAGAAAAAGACUUGGUACCUGAUGAAUAUUUCGAUCAGGACCCUGUGUCAAAUCAGCAGUUCUCUUCCAUAGCAGGUCAGACUACUAACUCGGGAGAACAUGGAAUUGCCCGUCGUGUUCUUGCUAGAUUCAAAUGAAUUCCUUUGAGCUAGCAAAAGCACUUGGCCUUUCGUUACGUCCUCAUUCAAAGCCGUGGCAGUCACCUGGAACAUGCAGUACGCAUACAAGUGUCCGUAAUGUUUGCAUAUGAAUGGAAUUGUCGGCUCCAAUAAUGACCCUUACCAGGGGUUUUGAGUCUGGAGGGUAGAAGGCCAGGAAGACCAAUACUUCCCCCUCAUUUCCAUGCAGGAAUUUGAGUGGAAAAGAAUGCAGUUUUGUUGAUGAUACGCUGCACAUGUUACCGAUUUCUACAUAAAACACAAUACAAG
Molecule: messenger RNA, 1135 nt
Organism: Suillus plorans
Lineage: Eukaryota; Fungi; Basidiomycota; Agaricomycetes; Boletales; Suillaceae
Exons: 3
Coding region: 455-844 (129 amino acids)
Source: RefSeq, a predicted model, not a curated record